AUGCCUGCCACCAAAGUUGCCGUGACGAAGUUGACGAUCCGCAGAGAGGGCAAGAUGGUGCCCCUCAGGUCGACCAUCGAGAUCACGACCAGGACUGUGCGCAAGCCGAUCGAGUCGCUGCCAAUGGUGGAAGAUGUGGCGGCCGCAAUCUUCCGUUGGGAGGAAGAGAACCAGAAGGGCCUGGCAAAGUUGGCCGUACUCACCCGGUCAGCUUGUCAACGUGGCCAGUGA
Verticillium nonalfalfae is the source of this 231-nucleotide messenger RNA. RefSeq lists its product as uncharacterized. NCBI's taxonomy places the organism in Eukaryota, Fungi, Ascomycota, Sordariomycetes, Glomerellales, Plectosphaerellaceae. The transcript is spliced from 2 exons. The record is from RefSeq and is a predicted model, not a curated record. The coding region runs from base 1 to 231 and encodes 76 amino acids.